CUGCUGUAGAAGUGUGUGUGUGGGAGUGUGUUUUCGCUGUCGCCUCACCGGCUUCAGCUGUCUGUACGCAUCAGUGAUCCAACGCACUAAGGAUGGCGGAGGAGUCUGUUCCAGAGGGUCGCAGCCUGAAGGAGCUGAGCGAGGAGGAACUUUGGGAGCUGAUCAAUGACAACCGUCACCGGAUCUCCCUCGGGGUCCGACCGUGCGUCUUGUUGCCCUAUCUGAGGCAGGUCAAGGUUCUCACAGAGGUGGAUGAAGACGAGAUCCUGUCCUGUCAUAAUCUGACUAAUCGCUGCAUGAGAACAAGCUACAUGUUGGAUCUGCUGAGGACCCAGGGAAGAAAUGGAGCGAUAGCUCUGUUAGAGGGGCUGAUGAUUCAUUAUCCAGUUCUCUACACCCACGUUACAGGGCGUCAGCCCAGCACAGAGCCCUCGAGAUUCAGUGGUCUGAUUAAGUACUCAGAGCUAACCGAGUAUCUCAUCAGAGCGGUGACGGGGAUGCAGACGGAGUUGCAGGAGGCCCGCAACGAGGCUGGCAAGAUGAGCGCCCGCUGCUCCUCGCUGGAGUCGGAGGUCAGCCAACUGAUGGAGCAGGAAGAGAAGUGCAGCCACCUUCAGACUGAAAACGAACGCUUGCAGAGACACCUGAGCUCUCUGCAGCGGGAAGUCACCAAGCUGAAGGACGAGAAGUGCGACUUGUACAUCCGCUACACUGCAAGCAUAGAGGAGAAAUCGGCUAUAAAAGGGCGGCUGCACGACCUGAACCUGCAGGUGUAUCAGCUGCAGAUGGACCUACAGAGCAUUCAGAUGGAAAAUGAGUUCCACAAACAGCGGUCCCUCCGAAGCGUUUCUUCUUCUCAGACCCCACAGCUGCAAGAGGAGGCUCAUAAGGACAUCCUGCAGCAGGACUUGGCAGAGGCAAUCGACAGUCAGGUGGAGCUGGCGGAGCACCUGAAAAGCUACAGAGAGGAGAAUGAAAAGCUGCUCAGAGACAAACAGGGGCUCUUGAAUCAGACAGAAGCUCUGAGCCUUCAGGUGCAGCAGCUUUCUCUGGAUUGUAAGAUGCAAGAGCAGAAGAGCACCGUGGUCCAGAGCCAGAUGAAGGAACUUCAGGUAGAGAGGGACCAGGCCUUCCAGUCCAGAGACGAUGCCCAGGCCAUGAUCGCCCGCAUCCUGGCUGAGAAGGACACAUUGAGGAGUCAGCUGGUGGAGCUGCAGGACGCCGUCUUCACGCUUCAGGCAAAGCGCAGCCCCAGACCCCGCCUGCGGAAAUCUGAUGUGAAGGAGAUCAGCUGGGAGAGUCCAACUUCCAGCUCUGAAGAAUGUCCUCUGCCAGUCCGACAGCGACUACGACGCAUGGACGCACUUAACCCCAUGUCCCUGAAUUCCUGCACCUCAGAGUCAGAAGAUGUUGUUCCCUCCAGCAUCCGAUCCAAAGGCGUCGAACCACCCAGUCUGGAGUCUCUCCGUAGAAGACAGGAAGUUUGUUUCGAAGACAGCAGUUUGGAAACAGCAGAAACUGACUCUGUGCUGGACGACUUUGUGUUACUUUCUGAUGCAGGGAGUGAAGACGAGCAGGAACUCAGACCUUCCUCUUCUCAUGGCUCCAACUCUGUCUGCGUCUCAAAAUCUUCAGCCCCUCCUUUCCUGGUGCGUUCUCGUCCAAAAGCCAUCCGCGUUAACGGCCGUGUUCUGAGCCUCUCCCUCCAGUGUGACGCACUGCUAAGCCAGCUCUCCAUCGUGGGAGGAAACAAGUCUGGAGUGUUUGUGCACCAGGUGACUGAGGGCGGCGCCGCCCAUGCUGUCGGCAUCAGCCCCGGGGCGCAGAUUGUGGAGGUCAGGUAUAAGCAAAACAGCAGGGCUCUGAGGAUGGUGUUGGAGGACUCCACUCUGGAAGAAGCUACCUGGGCUCUGGGCCAGGUUACAGGCUUCUGUCAGCUGUCCCUCCGCCCCAGGCAAAACGACUACGAGGCGCUGCUGCAACAGCUGCAGAGCAGCACGAUGUCAUCAGGAGAUUCCUUUUACAUUCGGGUCAAUUUAUCCCUUCCUGCUGGUGCCAGUGGGACCUUGGCCGUGUCGUGCAACAAUAUCCUACAUGUAACAAACACGAGACCUGCCGGCACCGAGGAUCUGUGGCAAGCGAGCCAAGUUCACCCGUGCCAGCUGCUUGACCUGCAGAGUGGAACAGUACCCAAUUAUUACAGGGCCCAGAGACUUUUGAUUCAAACAAUUGAAGACAUGAGCUUUCAGACAAAGAAUUGCCAGAAGGCUGGACGAGAAAACACCCGGAGCGAACAGAAGGCAGUGAGGAUAGUCAGCACGGGGCGCCAAGGAAGGAACCCUCUGUGGGUCAGUGUGGAUGAAGAAAACACGAACGGCACCGAGCCAGGUUCUCCGCCACCACCCAAAAGCUGUGUAACCCUCAUGCCCUACACCCUUGUUACUCCUCAUUUCCCACCAGUCUGCAGGCCUAUCCUGCUGCUGCCAACAAUACUGGGACGCAUGCUGGACAAGAAGCUGGCCAGCUGGCAGGGCUUUCAGCUCUGUGAGCCUGAGAUGUUGACCUCCAGUGAACAUGCUGCUCGGCUCCAGAGGUCUGAGAUUCUGGAGGAGGUGGAGCCUGGUGGAAACCAGUGCUACACUCUUCAAAGUGUCGAGAAAGUCAUGAAAAAGGGCCUUCACUGUUUGCUGCCAUUAGGCCUGGACUGUGUGCGUCGGCUGCAUCGCUCCGAGAUCUUUCCAGUUAUCAUCUUUAUUGGCGUAUCCGCACGCAACGCACGUAAACUGAAGUCAAAGCUGCAGCGUAGCGGGCAGACGGAGGAACAGCUGCUUGCAUGUUCAAAGAGCGAGGAGCCGCUGUUGGACAAGCUGCCAUGCCUGUAUCACAGCAUGGCUCCAGACUCCUGGUGUGACCAGAACUCCCUGCUGACCAGCCUCCGUACCAUCAUCUGGGAGGAGCAGAGGAAGGUCGUCUGGGUGGAGCCGGACCUGUGGUGAAGAUAAGGGGAGGAAAAUGGAGAUAAAAUUAUAGAUAUCUGUAUAAGAUGAAUACACUUUACAAGAGAUGUUUUUGUAAACUUCAGUAUGUAUCCAUGAUACUUGAGAGUGUUUAAAAUCCUGUAGGAAUGCCCUGUAUAAACUGUAUAUUAUCUUCUAUUUUAGGUAUUUAUUUAUAACAAGCAUUUGUAAAACCACAAUUGUAUCAACUAGAAAUCUUAUCUCCACAUUUGUUGUAGGUCAGUUCUUGUUAUGAGGGACUGUAUCUGGUGUAGAUCUCUUUUAAACCACUACAUCUACCACUGCUGUUUUUUAAAUGUCUAUUUUGUUAAAUAAAAGGUUAUUGUUACACAUUAAAUAAGCACCACAGAUAUCUCUGGCAGUUUAGUUUCUGUAAAUCGUCCACAGGUUGUUACAUUGUCACCGACUCUGAAGUAAGCCUGGAACUGGUCAUGAUGUUUGUGCCACUCAAAGCUAAACUCUGAACUCAGAGAAUAUGUUGAACCCACUUCCUCAUUGCUUCUUUUAUCCCUUUCUCUUUCCUUUUUGCAUCAGAAAAUAUGAUACAGUGUUUUUCACCCAGUUUGACACAAUCACUUUAAAAAAAAACCCCAACCAAACAACUAUUUCCUUUGUUCUCUCAGAAACCGUGCCACACUUGAGCAUGGUUUGUAUGUGUGCGCACUUCUCUCUUCUCUGCAGCCAGCCUCUUUGACAAAAGAUUAUAUUCAUGUUUUUUCUCCUUCUGUCUCUGUCUUUGCCUGCCAGAGUUUCAUUCACAUUGAAAGUGUUCUUAAAUUUCUGAUACAAAAACGGUAUCACUCUAAAUUUCUCUGAAGUUUGAAAUGUAGGAAAAAUGCUUCAAAAUUUGCUGUAUAUUUUUUUAAAUGUUAAUUGCCAGAUCUUUUAGGCUAAAACGUAAGGUCUCUUUGAUUUUGUGAAGGAUUAAGUGUUUUACAGGUUCUUAUGCAUUUUCAUUCUGAAUUCAGCCAUUUAGCUUUAGAUAUAAAUGAAAGCUUUUUAAGAGGCACAUCUACCUGCCAUAAUCCAAAUUUACAUCGCUAAGAACAAUAAAUGAACAUCAAGAUUGUCUCUAUUACCUAGCUGUUUCU
Molecule: messenger RNA, 4108 nt
Organism: Gambusia affinis (western mosquitofish)
Lineage: Eukaryota; Metazoa; Chordata; Actinopteri; Cyprinodontiformes; Poeciliidae
Gene: card14
Product: caspase recruitment domain family, member 14
Exons: 20
Coding region: 93-2996 (967 amino acids)
Biological process (GO): regulation of apoptotic process
Molecular function (GO): protein binding
Source: RefSeq, a predicted model, not a curated record